UUCUCGCUGCUAUUACCUGGCAAACCUAACCUUGAAAAUUCUCUAGAAUCAAUGAGUAAGUGAGAGAUUCAGAUUAUGUCGAUCCGAUACCGAACGCUUUGACGUUUCGAUCGACGCGAUUGGAACAUGGGUUUAUUUGGAAAAUCGCAGGAAAAAAAUCCUAAGGAAAUGGUUAGUUGCUGGGCUCACAAGUUGAGGAAGGAAGGCUAUCAGCUCGAUAGACAGGUUAGAGCAAUUCAGCGAGAGGAAGAAAAAGUUAAACGUUCCUUAAAGGAAGCAGCAAAGAAAGGAGAUAAAGAUGUGUGUAAAAUCCUUGCAAAAGAGAUUAUAAGAGCUCGUAAAUCUUGCAAUAAGAUUUAUACUUCCAAGGCACAUUUAAAUUCUGUGUCAUUGCAAAUGAAAAAUCAGUUGGCAACAAUCAGAGUUGCUGGGUCAGUCUCUAAAUCCACAGAAGUGAUGCAAGCAAUGCAAUCAUUAAUAAGAGUACCAGAAGUGGCCGCAACUAUGAGAGAAAUGUCAAAAGAAAUGAUGAAGGCAGGUAUUAUUGAGGAAAUGUUGGACGAAACGAUGGAUUCUAUUGAGGAUUCUGAGGAUAUGGAGGAUGAAGCUGAUGAAGAAGUUGAUAAGAUUUUAUGGGAAGUUACAGCUGGCCAAUUGGGUACAGCUCCUGCAGUUGUUACAGAGAAUCCUGGAAUUCCUUCUACCUCUGCGGAAGAGGAAACAGAAGAUGAUGACAAAGAACUUGAAGAGAUGAAAAACCGAUUGCAAAGUCUUCGUAGUUAGAUAAAUAAUUAAAUAAUCGAAAGAUAUUUGUAUUAUACAAAUUUCAGGGAAAUAAGUAAUAAGUCUUAAUAAUAACUUUAUUAAAUAAAUAACACGAGUUGUAAGUAGUAGCACUUGCUUAUUUAUCGUAAUGUUAUUUUGCUAUUUAAUGUAAAUAUUGUAUUAUCACAAUGUAGAUACUACUUCGCUUUGUAGAGCAUUAUAAUCAUUGUAUAUCUAUUUUUCAUUA
Messenger RNA from Wasmannia auropunctata (little fire ant), 1012 nucleotides. RefSeq names its product charged multivesicular body protein 3 (gene Vps24). Lineage: Eukaryota; Metazoa; Arthropoda; Insecta; Hymenoptera; Formicidae. The transcript has 4 exons. Gene Ontology annotation, biological process: protein transport; late endosome to vacuole transport; endosome transport via multivesicular body sorting pathway. The record is from RefSeq and is a predicted model, not a curated record. The coding region runs from base 127 to 783 and encodes 218 amino acids. Gene Ontology annotation, cellular component: multivesicular body; ESCRT III complex.